Molecule: messenger RNA, 4768 nt
Organism: Pelobates fuscus (common spadefoot toad)
Lineage: Eukaryota; Metazoa; Chordata; Amphibia; Anura; Pelobatidae
Gene: BOC
Product: BOC cell adhesion associated, oncogene regulated
Exons: 19
Coding region: 401-3628 (1075 amino acids)
Biological process (GO): axon guidance; cell-cell adhesion
Cellular component (GO): axon
Molecular function (GO): protein binding
Source: RefSeq, a predicted model, not a curated record
GCUGGAAUACUUUUUGUGUUUUGGUACAAGCCAUCCCUGAGCCUCGCAGUCCCUUCCCCCAUCUCCUUUCAGAGGGGAGGCUCCAACCCUGGCAAAAGAAGGAAUUGUUUUAGAAAUCAGUCAUCCAAAAAGAAGGAGAGAGGAAGGAGCAGAUUCAGGCUUACAGCAAAUAGCUCACAACAUGCUCUAACCUCUAUCUAACUACUUCCAAACACAGCCAGCCUCAGAUUAAACACUAAUAUCAACCACAACAACUCUGCACAAUCUGCAAGAUUUCUCCUCCCCAGAUCCCCAUUUCCUGAUCUCCUGGUGGCCGUUUACCGGACGAGGUGCCCCAGGGGGCAGUGUAUGAGUCUAGAAUAACUGGCUCCUAUCCCGGCGACCGGUGCAUGGGAGGAAAAUGGCAGCCAGAAGUGAUGUCAUCGCUGCGGUCUUUUAUGGCAUACUAUCCACUGUCUGCUGCCUGGCGCAAUCCAUCCGAGCCCCACAAUUCCUGGUUCAGCCGUUGUCUACCUUCCAGAAGUAUGGAGGCUCCGUCACCCUGAGUUGUGCGGUGGAGUCAGCUGGUGCGGUUAUCUCCUGGAGACUAAAUGGAGUGGAGUUGGGAGCCGAUGGAGUGGCCCCCGGGGUUCUGAUAUCUGGUGGUACCUUGGUCAUUCCUAGUCUGAACAAUGAGACGGUGGGGCGGUAUCAGUGCAUUGCUCGAACCUCAGCUGGGGCAAUGGCCAGUGUCCCAGCCAUAGUGACCCUGGCCAACCUGCAGGACUUUAAGUUGGACACACAGCACGUGAUUGAAGUGGAUGAAGGGAACACGGCCGUGAUUGCUUGUAACCUACCUGAGAGCCACCCCAAGGCCCAGGUGCGGUACAGCGUGAAACAGGAAUGGCUGGAGACAUCAAGGGAUAACUAUUUGAUCAUGCCCUCUGGUAACCUGCAAAUAGUGAAUGCCACUCAGGAAGACGAAGGAACCUACCAGUGUGCCGCGUAUAACCCUGUGACCCAGGAAGUGAAAACCUCAGCGUCCAGUGACCGACUUCGUGUGCGCCGUUCUACAGCAGAGGCAGCACGUAUCAUUUACCCCCCAGUUGCUCAGACUAUCAUUGUCACCAAAGGCCAAAGCCUCAUCCUGGAGUGUGUGGCCAGUGGGAUGCCACCCCCAAAAAUCACAUGGACCAAGAACGGAACAGGAAUAGUAGGACUCAACAAAACCCGCUUCUUGCUGAGCAAUCUCUUGAUUGAUAGCACGAAUGAGGAGGAUUCUGGGACAUACACAUGCACAGCUAGCAACGGGAUAGGGGACGGGGGUCCUGCCUUCAUCUUCUAUAAAGUCCAGGUGUUUGAACCACCAGAGGUCAGUAUGGAGCUGACCCAGCCGAUGGUAACAUGGGGUCAGAAUGCAAAGUUUGUUUGCGAAGUCAGAGGUAAUCCCCAGCCUUCGGUGGUGUGGUUAAAGAACGCUGAACCAGUACUCCUCAGUAUAAGGCACAAGAUCUCAAGGAAGGUGCUGAGGGUGAAUAAUGUGGGGCCAGAGGAUAAUGGGAUUUAUCAGUGCAUGGCUGAGAAUGAAGUGGGCAGUUCACAGGCAUUGGUUCUUCUCAUGACCAAGAGAGCAGGAACCUUCCAACUCUUUGGGUCCGAAACACUCACCCAGCUGCCUACACUUGCUCCACCAGUAAAUGAUCGUCAGUUACUCCUGAAGGCCCAGUUAAAGCCAAGGUCUCCAACUCCCGGGCUCCCUGUUUUAUGUCCGUCUGAAAAAGGCAGCAUCCUUCAGCCUGAAGCCCCCAUCAUCCUUAGCUCACCUCAGACACCCAAGACAGACUACUAUGAACUGGUGUGGAAGCCAAGACAUGGUGGCGGAGCUUCCCUUUUAUAUUACACCGUCAAAUAUCGUAAGCAAGUGGUCAAUGCUACCGAUGAGUGGACAGUGUCACGUGUCCCUGGCUCUCAGCACCGACUAAUACUGACUAAGCUCGAUCCUAUGAGCUUGUACGAGGUGGAGAUGGCAGCUUAUAACUGUGCCGGGGAAGGGCAGACUGCGAUGGUGACCUUCAGGACAGGGCGCCGACCCAAACCUGAUAUCAUCCCCAGCAAAGAACUUCAGAUCCAAAAGGAUGAUCCUGGAACCAGCACCCAGAGCAGCAACCAAUCCGAUAACAAUCGUCUCUCCCCUCCUGAAGCACCAGAUCGACCCACUAUCUCAACAGCGUCUGAAACCUCUGUAUACGUUACAUGGAUUCCAAGGGGAAACGGUGGCUUCCCCAUCCAGUUCUUCUGUGUUGAGUAUAAGAAGCUGAAGCAGCCAGGCGAUUGGGUUGUAGCCACCAGGGACAUCCCCCCUUCUCGCCUGUCGGUGGAAAUUACAAAUCUUGAAAAAGGGACCUCAUACAGGUUUCGGGUGAGGGCUCUGAACAUUCUGGGAGAGAGUCAGCCCAGUGCAGCCUCCAGGCCGUACGUGGUGUCUGGAUACAGUAAUCGCGUGUACGAGCGUCCCGUCACUGGGCCCUACAUUACGUACACCGAGGCCUUGAAUGAGACCACCAUCAUGCUGAAGUGGAUGUAUUUCCCAGCCAGCAACAAUAACACACCCAUUCACGGGUUCUACAUCUAUUAUCGACCCACGGACAGCGACAACGACAGCGACUACAAGAAAGAUGUUGUGGAAGGUGAUCGUUAUUGGCAUUCAAUCAGCCACCUACAGCCAGAGACCUCGUAUGAUAUUAAAAUGCAGUGUUAUAACGAGGGUGGUGAAAGCGAGUUUAGCAACGUGAUGAUGUGUGAAACUAAAGCUCGAAAAGCUUCUCAACAGCCCGGUUCCCCGUCUCAUGCUGUGAUUCCUUCACCACAACUCCCCCACGGAAGCGGUGUACCUGGGCCAGCGACCGUGGCUCGGUCAAGUGACUUGCCAUACCUGAUAGUUGGCGUAGUCCUGGGAUCCAUUGUGCUUAUAAUCGUGGCUUUCAUCCCUGUAUGCCUAUGGCGGGCGUGGUCUAAGCAAAAACAAACUACGGACGUGGCGUUCCCCAAUACAAGUCUGCUCACGUCCUCCUGUCAGUACACUAUGGUUCCUCUGCGAGGUGUCUCUUCUAUUAGCACCAUUCCUUAUGCUAAUCCUGCCAUUAUGAAUGGAUCCUGUCUAAAGCCGGGCUAUAUGGAAGCAAAGCAGCGAGACUAUACCUCAGAGACAACAAAUCAGGAGGAAGCGAACACGUUACUGGAAGGAUGCGAUUUGGGACCCAAGGAGCUCACGGAAAGCUGCACGCCUAUCGGGUUGUGUCCUAUUCAGAAGCAAGAGAUCCCUGCAGUGUGCCAGCUUUGUGAAGAUGGCACUGCUCAGACCUUGCGUGAUACCUGCCUAGUCCAGGAAGGGGUCUCUGGCCUCUAUUGCAUGACAGAAGGGACCCAGAGUUGUCCAGUCCUUGCUGUGCCCCCAGAGCAAGGUCCAUGCCAAGGCUCUGUGUGUUCCCUUCCAGUGGUGGACAGUACAGAUAUUCCAGUCUCUCUGCAAACUCUGGGGGACGUUCUCCCUCACCACUGCACAAUACAGAUCAGGGACACAGAACAGAACUCCAACACCUGGCACUCCAGUACACAUUGCCUGCACACAUUCGAGAGACCUGCUACUUAACAGACUGGACUCAAUUUAACAGAUUCUACAGGGAGUGAACUUGUUGCACUAUCUAGUAAUCCUAAGUAUUUCAUGUAAGAGAUACCUUCAUAUUUCACAGUGUUACGCAUUGGAGGAUGGAGAUUACUUGGAGUUUGCUCAGAAUAUUAUCUCACCAACGGCCCAUCACUUUCUCUUUGUUGGAGAAUUGGAGCAUGGAUUGAGGGUUGAGAAAAUGGUGAAAAGUGAGGACAGAUUUGGUGGAUAGAUAGAUGCUGACCCUCAUCUUGGCCCCCAACGGCUAAGAUUGAGGCACUUUUAGAGAGACACGGCAAAGACCUAUCCAACAUGGAGGCCAGAGAAACAUUAUGAGUUCCAAGAUUUCUUUCAACAAGUUUUGUGACAAAAAAAACCCCAACAACUAUUUCUCAAUAAAUGUUUUUCAUGAUGGUCGUCAACCAGGAGGGGACGAAUGCACUUAAGAAUUAGAUGACCCUCAUGUUACAUUUUAUUUUUUAUUUAUCGAGAAAUAUGUUGAGCAACAAAGCUUUUUAGAAAUACUUAGUCAUAUGGUAUCGUGCAGCAAGUUCACCUCCCUUUAAAAGAGAAACAAAGGUUUAUUUUUAUAUGACAGCUAUAUUUAUAUAUUUAUGCACUUGUAUAUAGAAAUUAUUUUCUUUAUCAUGAGAUAUUACGAAUAUCCAAAUAGUCUUUAAAUUAAAGGGACCAAAUUAUUUUGCACCAGAUAUGGAGCUACAGUAGACAAAAAAAAGACUUGACUCUGCCAAAGAGAGUAUUAUUAAGGAAGACUGCCUCUUACGGGACUGAUGGACAUGCACUACAGAAACGGGACCCUUGAACUGCAACCCACCCUGAUCAGCAAUAGGAAAAUACAGUAACCUGCAAAAGAAAUCCUCCACCCAAGCAAGGAGUUCAGGCUGGAGUAACAUGGGACAAUUCUCCCUGACUGUCAAUCAGGACAGUUAGUGACAUGAGUGACUGUCUACUUAUUCAUUUAUUGCCAUACUUCUUAUCCGAUGUGUACAUGCGCGAUAUGUAUAUGUCUUAACACAAUAUGACAUUUGGCUACAUUUCAUAUAUAUGUAUAAAAAAAGAAAAUGAUUGGAAGAAACUAUAAUAAAUGCUUAGUGGUUUAUUUUA